Schizosaccharomyces japonicus yFS275 is the source of this 3174-nucleotide messenger RNA. Its product is annotated as peroxin-6. Gene Ontology annotation, cellular component: membrane. Gene Ontology annotation, molecular function: ATP binding; ATP hydrolysis activity. The transcript has a single exon. NCBI's taxonomy places the organism in Eukaryota, Fungi, Ascomycota, Schizosaccharomycetes, Schizosaccharomycetales, Schizosaccharomycetaceae. Bases 156 to 2981 code for a protein of 941 amino acids. The record is from RefSeq and is a predicted model, not a curated record.
UGAUUACUGUUGAAGUGCUUGCGUCUUGGAUUAUGUAGCUCGUGUUCUUAUGGCUUUCACUGUAUGAAUUGAAUAGGCAAGAAGCUUUUUCUCUCGGCUUAACGGGUUACUACGGUAUGUCGUUUUCGGUAUAGAAAUCUCUUCAAUAAGAACAAAUGGAGCAUCUCCUGUAUGUCAGGGGGAACCUUGAACGUAGAUUUGAGGAACAAACAAAUGCAUAUGCUUCUUUUGCUUGGAUUUGUGAAGAAUUGAAGGUUGAGUACUCUGACAAGGUUUAUAUCUGUUUUUCUACUGAUAACGACUCCAAAAAAAGGAUAUAUCGUUUACUUUGGGACGAUACAGUUCGUCCUAGAACGUUUCAGUUGUCAGAUUCCGUGUUUUCGACCGCAAACUCCGUCAUUGCACACAUUGUAUCACCCAUUCCAAUAAAAUACAUAUGGUUGAAUGUAUCAGGAAACAACAUCCGGAAAGCUCAAUCGUACUUGCAGUACUUGUGUCGAGAGGGUACUGUUUUACACACAAAAGAUCUUCUCCCAUAUGAUAUCCAAAUUGCUGCUUGUGAACCCAUUGACCAAGGCAUCUUGACUGAACAAACAGAAGUUUUUAUCGUUACCAAAGCAGCAUUUGAUGAUGUUCUUUCUGUACAGAGAGAUUUUCUCCAGCUGGGCUCUGAAUUGGCAUUGACGAUGGCUGUUCAGUAUCAAACUCCUUCCCUUUCAGGCACUAGCAAUGCGCUUGAGGUUCACAGUGCAAAACUCUCUUACUCAACGGCGAUGAAGUAUUCUAUAAGGCGUGGUUCAUGGCUUAGAAUUGGGUCCAAUGAAGAAGAGUUUGUCUACAUUCGUGCAUGGCCGACGGAGCAUGUGGUAGACAAUACACUACAGUUAUCAUUUUGCCCUUCUGCAGCUAUUCUGCAUAAAAAUUGUUACAAAAUUGAGGUCGCAUCUCCCAUCAUUCACCCAUGUCGAAAAGUGAUAUGCAGUUGGGUAGCUUCGCAGCAUACUCAAUCCAUAAAAAACACUACUGAGGUGCAAGCCUUUGUCAAGCAAUUUGUUUAUGACCUCCGUUACAUUACUGUUAACUCUGUAUUAUCAAUAUGCGGCACGCGUUUACCCAAUCUGACAUCUCAUGAAAAUAAACUGUUUGAUCCUUUUUGUCUCAUUCACUUGUUUAUAAAAUUCUGCGAAAGUGAUUCAACAGAAACAAAGGAAGCAGCUGAUGUUUUCUGUAUAACAGAAGCCACAGAAAUUGAGUUUGUGGGAAUACAUCCUUAUCAACUCCCCGUAACACUUUCACCUUUUCUCGAAAUGUUUGAUCAAAAUGAGGCUAUAGGGGAUAUUCACAGGAUAGCAACUAGUUUAACAGCAGGACAACAUAGCUCAGUCUUGGUUGCAAAUCAUGGGCUGAAUGGCAUGCUGCGGUUGGGCAAGUCAUUAGCUGACUCUCUUGGCUUACACACAUAUAUUCUUUCGGCAUACAGCUUGUUAAAUCUCUCGUACGAACGGUUUCAUUCUGUUUUUGAGAAACACAUUGAGAAUGUGCUUCAAAUCAAGUUUUGUGUGCUCGAGUUGCGCGAUUUUCAAGUGCUCUUUCAACAGCAAGGCACAAACUAUGAGUUGAUACUAAAAGUCGUGUUAAAAAAAAUGCUCCGUGUCUUUGACUUAAGUGGGAACACCGUCCUUUUCGUCUUGGCUACGUGUAAGGAGCUAGAAGACAUCCCGUCUUCCAUUCGGACUCUCUUUCUUCAUGAAUACAAUCUCAAGCCGCUCUCGCUUAAUGAACGCAGGCAGUGUCUUGAUUUCUUUUCCAAGUCGUAUUCUGUUUCACCGAGGCUUUCCCUGUCACAACUUGCUGACAAGUGUAACGGCCUUUCCAUUGACGACCUUCAGUAUGUGUGGACUCUUGCUUUAGGCAACGUAAAGAAGCAAAUUAUAAAUACUGGUCAUGCUUCGGAGGAUCUGGUGACGGCUGGACCCGUUAUUACUCCUGAAGCUGUGUAUUCACAAGUCGAACGGUUGCAGAAAACGGCACUCUCUUCCCUGAACUUGCCUCGAAUUCCGCAAGUGAAUUGGGAAGAUGUGGGUGGUUUGGAGCAGGUGAAACAAUCGCUUUUAGACACUUUGCAACUUCCACUCGAACAUCCAGAGCUGUUCACUGUUGGAAUGAAAAAGCGGUCAGGAAUAUUGCUUUAUGGACCACCGGGUACGGGUAAAACUUUACUGGCAAAAGCUGUCGCUUCUGAACUGUCACUCAAUUUCCUCAGCAUAAAAGGACCUGAAUUGCUGAGCAUGUAUAUUGGUGAAUCGGAACGGAACAUCCGUCGUGUUUUUCAACGAGCCCGUGAUGCUUCCCCGUGUGUUAUCUUCUUUGAUGAACUCGAUUCCAUCGCUCCGAAGCGUGGACAUGCGAAUGACAGCGGCGGUGUGAUGGACCGUAUCGUCAGUCAGCUUCUCACAGAACUGGAUGGUGUUUGUGAACCUGGAGCGGAAAAUGUGUUUGUUAUGGGUGCUACCAAUCGACCAGACUUGUUGGACUCUGCAUUGACCCGACCUGGUCGUUUUGACCAGUUGCUGUAUUUGGGUAUUUGUACUGAUGCUCAAGCACGGCUCAAGAUUCUUCAAGCACAGCUUCGCAAGGUACGCCUAAGCGAUAAUGUGAAUUUGAUGACUAUAGCUAAGCAAUGUCCUCCCAACCUGACGGGAGCUGACUUGUUUGCCUUAUGUUCAGACGCAGUGUUCCUUGCACUGGAGCGGCAGAUUCAGCAAUUGGAAGACGAAUGGACUCAAGAAAAGCACGUCUCCGGCGUACAAAACGAAGAUCCUGAAACUGCGUUCGCCGAAUGGAUCGCGACGAAGGAACAGGUAGUCAUCCUGGACAUGAAUGACUUGCUCACUUCGCUUCACCACACCGUCCCAAGCGUCUCAAUAGCCGAGUUACAGCACUACGAAACUCUUCAAAAACAGUUUCAGCAGCAAACUUAAACCGCGCGCAUCCCGCGGGAUGUACGCGGGAUUUCCUGUGCGCCGUAAUCUUCGUUAAACGGUGCUAUAUCAAAUAGUGUGGUGGUUAUGCACGUCCAUACGUUACUCCGCGCUUUUCACUAUUUGCUCCAGCACGCUGACGUGCGCUGGAGCUCACUACCCGUCCUAAACUCCCUCGUAACCAGAGUGCAGC